Messenger RNA from Ascochyta rabiei, 531 nucleotides. RefSeq names its product Lytic cellulose monooxygenase (C1-hydroxylating). The transcript has 4 exons. Lineage: Eukaryota; Fungi; Ascomycota; Dothideomycetes; Pleosporales; Didymellaceae. The coding region runs from base 1 to 531 and encodes 176 amino acids. The record is from RefSeq and is a predicted model, not a curated record.
AUGGCAGGUAACGCCAACCAAGGCUUCGCUGCUUCCAAGUGCAGUGUCGCUGCUGGUGGCACCGUGGAAAACAAUCGAGAUGCAUUAGACCGCUCGUGUUCAAACGAGGCUAUUGGCGGAGCACACUACGGUCCUGUCUUGGGCAAGAACGCUCCUGGGUCUUCUGGCUCAGACGACUACUGGGGUACCAAGGACCUGAACACGCAUUGCGGAAAGCUAGACGUUAAGAUCCCUACCGGACUUGCCCCAGGUGAUUAUUUGCUGCGAGCAGAGGCAAUCGCCCUGCACUCUGCAGGUGGCUCUGGUGGGGCUCAGCUUACCAUUACUGGAACAGGAACCACGAACCCAAGCGGCGUUAGCUUUCCUGGCGCUUACAAAGCAUAUGGCCCAGGUAUUCUGAUCAACAUUUUUCAGAAGCUUACCCAAUACGUUGCUCCCGGGCCGGCUGUCAUCUCUGGAGGCACCGAAGCUGUUGCUGGUAAGGCUAGAUCAACACCUGGAAAACGUAUGUUGGCGAAGAUGCGGUACUGA